Alexandromys fortis (reed vole) is the source of this 2079-nucleotide messenger RNA. It is a transcript of the gene Klhl30, whose product is annotated as kelch like family member 30. Gene Ontology annotation, molecular function: protein binding. Lineage: Eukaryota; Metazoa; Chordata; Mammalia; Rodentia; Cricetidae. The coding region runs from base 158 to 1903 and encodes 581 amino acids. The record is from RefSeq and is a predicted model, not a curated record. The transcript is spliced from 8 exons.
CCUCCUUUGUGGGCCACACUUCAGCCUAAGUCUUGUCCUUUGGUCUACGAUCUCAGCAAGGGACCCUAAGGAAGUCUACUAUCAGGUGCUCAGGCGAGCCCCAGGUUCUACUUCUGGGGUAGAGGGUAGGCCACGAAAGUCUCUGUGGGCACUCAUCAUGGUGAGAAAUCUCGACAACCUGGACUUCCAUCUGCCUUCUCAUGCCCAAGACAUGCUGGACGGCCUUCAGCGUCUGCGUUCCCUGCCCAAGCUGGCCGAUGUCACACUCCUGGUUGGUAACCAGGAGCUUCCCUGCCACCGCAGCCUUCUGGCUCUGAGCAGCCCCUACUUCCACGCCAUGUUUGGCGGAGACUUCGCUGAGAGCUUUUCGGCCCGUGUGGAGCUGCGCGACGUAGAGCCGGUUGCAGUGGCACAGCUGGUGGACUUUGUGUACACAGGCCGGCUGACCAUCACCCAGAAUAACGUGGAGGUGCUGACCCGCACUGCCUCACGCCUUCACUUCCCCACUGUGCAGAAGGUCUGUGGCCGAUACCUCCAGCAGCAGUUAGACGCCACCAACUGUCUGGGCAUCUGCGAGUUUGGGGAGCAGCAGGGGCUAUUAGGUGUGGCGGCCAAAGCCUGGGCCUUCCUGCGGGAGAACUUCGAGGCGGUGGCCCAGGAGGAUGAGUUUUUGCAGCUGCCUAGAGACCGGCUGGCCACCUGUCUGGCCAGUGACCUGCUGCAGGUACAACCGGAGCAGAGUCGGCUCGAGGCCCUGCUGCGCUGGGUGCGCCAUGACCCUCAGAACCGGUCUGCCCAUCUGCCCGAGCUCCUUAGCCUGGUGCAUCUGGAUGCUGUCCCGAGGCCCUGCGUACAGCAGUUGCUGGCCACAGAGCCGCUGAUUCAGGAGUCAGAGGCAUGCCAGGAGGCCCUGUCUCAGGGCCACAGUGGGGAACUUCCUGGCCACCCACAGAAGAUGCAGGAGGUACUGGUGGUCGUAGGAGGGCGGGCACUGGAGGAGGACGAGGAGGGUGGUGAAGAACCUAGCCACCACACUGGGAACUUUGCUUUCUACAACACCAAGGCCAGGCAGUGGAUGGCACUCCCGGACUUCCCCGAUUACCACAAGUGGGGCUUCUCCCUGGCUGCGCUCAACAGUGAUGUCUAUGUCACAGGUGGCUCACGGGGCACCAAAACAGACACCUGGUCAACCACCCAAGCCUGGUGCUUCCCGCUGAAGGAAGCUGUCUGGAAACCUGUGGCACCCAUGCUGAAGGCCCGCACGAACCACGCCAGUACAGCCCUGAACGGAGAGAUCUAUGCCAUAGGUGGCACCGCCCUGGAUGCGGUAGAGGUGGAGCGGUAUGACCCCUACACGGACAGCUGGACUCCCGUCAGCCCGGCCCUCAAGUAUGUCAGCAACUUCUCGGCUGCCAGCUGCCAGGGCCGCCUCUACCUAGUGGGCUCCAGCGCCUGCAAGUACAACAGGCUGGCUCUCCAGUGCUACACCCCCGUGACAGAUGCGUGGAGUGUGAUCGCCUCACCUUUCCUGCCCAAGUACCUGUCCUCUCCACGCUGUGCUGCCCUGAAUGGAGCCCUCUAUCUCAUUGGUGACAACACCAAGAAAGUCUACGUGUAUGACCCCGGGGCCAACCUGUGGCAGAAGGUGCAGUCUCAGCACAGCCUACACGAGAACGGCGCCCUGGUCUCUCUGGGUGACGCGCUGUAUGUGACAGGUGGCCGCUGGCAGGGCAUGGACGGCGACUACCACGUGGAGAUGGAGGCCUAUGACACUGUGAGGGAUUCCUGGGCCCGCCACGGCUCCCUACCCCGUCUCUGGCUCUACCACGGGGCCUCUACCAUCUUUCUGGACAUCUCGAAGUGGACGCAGCCCUUCAGCCCCAGUGCCGGUCAGGAGCACUAGGGAGGGAGGAGCUCCUGGGUCAGUUCUACAUUGCUGUGCAGAAUGGCUCCUUUUGUGCCUGUCUUCCAUUCAUUGUGAGCUGCUGCCCCCUCCAGGGCUUGGGCUUGGCUCAAUAUCAGAUGUCACAGCUGAGGACACAGCUCUGGUCUCCGGUGCUACCAAACUUUGUGACCAGC